Parastagonospora nodorum SN15 is the source of this 399-nucleotide messenger RNA. RefSeq lists its product as hypothetical. The record is from RefSeq and is a predicted model, not a curated record. The transcript is spliced from 2 exons. The coding region runs from base 1 to 399 and encodes 132 amino acids. NCBI's taxonomy places the organism in Eukaryota, Fungi, Ascomycota, Dothideomycetes, Pleosporales, Phaeosphaeriaceae.
AUGUCGGACCUUCCAGAUGACCUUGUCAUCGCUCUCGCGGCACAUCAGGACCAAGGAUCCAUGGAAGAGGAAGGUCAAGAGCUUUUUAUCCGUAUCAACACUUUUCAAAAGAGGAAACGCAAAGUCUCAGACCAGUCUUGUGGGCCGGCGAAAGUGACUUUCCCUGACAUCCCUCGGCUUUCUCCAGGGAUCUGGCACAAGCGUAUAUAUGUGGGACGAGUACAGGUUCUGUCCAAGUUUGGUGUAUGCAAAUUGCCAUCAUCGCAUGAUGCGGAGCAAGGAUCAAGAUUCUUCAACACCGGAGUCCUUUCCCCUCCAGACAAGAUCUGCGCUGAACUAUCAUGUAGAAUGUCUGUUAUUCCACUGCGUAUGGUGACUGAGAAGGUGCAUAGUUUGUGA